UUCUGGGGUACUUAGUUGCGCACAUUUGAAACCACAGCCCAAAUCACAUUGAACUCAACUAAUGAUGAGAAAACAGGUAAUUUAAUCAGGUUUUUAUCUUGGGGAGAUAUUCAUUAUUAUUCUAAUAUCACUGAUCAGUGCAGUUUUUUAACUGCUAACUUUUAGGUUACAUUUUUUCGUGUACCGAAAGAGUGCGGAGGAUAAAAAGAUUUCACGACCUGAUUUUGACAGGAAGUGACUGAGACACAAAGAAGUAGGCACUUGACUGAGCACAAAUUUGUGUUUAAGUUUUUAAGAAUCACAUAAAAUUUUGCAAAUGAAACUACAAGCUACAGUUUUCAACAACAAAGAUGGACCAAGGUUUUGCAGAUUUGCUUGAAGGUGCAUUUUCAGAAAUUAACAUAGAUUUUCAGCAACUUCAAUCAGAUGAAGGCACUAACACAUCUCAAACACAGCUAGUUAUUGAUGAGGACGAAGAUGAUAUGAACGGUGCUAGUAAAUGGCUGACAUCAGAGCAAAGCUUAGUUGAGACUCAUGUUUAUGAACAGGAUACAAAUGAAGAGAGCUCUGAUAGCAGUGACAGUGAGUCAAGUAAUUCAUUUGCCAUCCACCCCGUGUCUACUAUUUGCCUCUCUCAUGAAAUUGAUAGCGAUCCAGUUUUAAACACGAUGAUUACAGAACAACAACUUCACUACAAAGCUGGCGAGUUUACUGCAGAGGAAGAAAACAUGCAAAGUGACUUAGCAGCAGGUGUUUCUGUGCCCAGCAUGAAGGAAGAUGUAAAAUUGCUCACAGAGGAGGAAGAUACAGAGACAUUUAACGUGGAAUAUCAGCAGCAGACAUUGCCUCAAACACCAGAAGAAACGUCUUCCCAGUCAGAAGAAGAUUUACAAGAGAACAAUAUCACAAAAGAACAGUCUUCUCAAUGUGAAUCUGUUGGUAAUGAGGAUGAACCUUUUCUUGCAAUGAGUCCUAAUAUUGCACACAAAUACGAUGUCAGAGAUGAGAUAAAGGAUUUUACAGAGGAAGACCAAGAACAGAUCGAGGAAAGCCUUGCAGAUUAUCCCUCUGAUUUAUCACACAGUGAAACUGAAGAGUCUGCUGAAAAUGUUACACUUCACGAUCACUGCACAGAGAGUGUUACGGAAUUGUCAAAUGCAGAAAGGGUAAACAAAGAUUAUCCUGCCCAGCAUACUAAUUCGGGGAUUAAGGGCCUGGUGGCGGAGAUGAUCUCAGCAGACACUGAUCAGUCUUCACAGAGAGGAAAGUUUAAUGAAGAGGAUGUCCAGGAAUCUUUAACAAAGGAUAAAAACACAGAGACAAUUCAAGACACCAUGAAUGUGGAGGAUACUGAAUAUAUAAGUAAUGUUAACAAUCAAGCAGACUGCAUCAGUGACAGUAGCAGUGAUGAUGAUCAUGGCCCAAACCAGGAAGAAACUAAUUUCAUAUCAUUGGUGGAGCAGGAAGAGGAAAUAAAUUACGUUACACAGCAUAACUACUCAUCAGGGGACAUGGAGAUGAUGGAUAAUAAUAUUGAGCACAUAUGUUCAGAUAUGGGGGACAAGGAAUGCAACAGUCCUGAGAACCAGAAUAUGAGACUUUUAUUAUUUUGUGAUGUUGAGGAAAAAGGCUUCACAAGCACAAACCCCAUUUCAUAUGAUGAAGAAUCAAUGACAGGACCUACAGAGUUACACUGUAGCACAGCAUCAGUCAAAUCAAACACAGACAUAAAAAACUCUGACAAAUCAUCUUCAGAGGCUUUCGACAAUGUAGACAAUGCCAAAAAUUUAAUGAGUGAGGGUUUGUGGUCAGCACUGCUGAUGAAUGAAGACAAUCUGCGCUUGGAUGAAUAUGACUGGGGCUUGACUGGCGAUUCAGUUGAGAUAAAUUCUGGUGAAGGAGAAAACGAAGAGUACACAGAAGAUGCCAUGAAUGAGUUCAGCACUGAUGAUGAUGAUGAUGAUGAUGAGGGGACUGAGCGGGACUGGGAGCAGGAGAAAACAAGAAUUGAGGCAUUUUAUCGAUUCUAUGGUGAGCAGACUGAACCAGAGGAACAAGUGGGCAGAAACCAUAAGGUUACCUUUUGUUUAGAUAAUGAAUCUUCUGAAUAUGAUGAAGAAGAUUCUGACAGCACUGAAGAGGAACUGGAUUCAGAUCUCAACACACCAGACCUCAACACAUUGAAACCAGAGUAUCAGAGUGAGUCAGAUGACCCACUGGAGAAGCCUUAUUAUCCUGAGAGGUCAAGGAAGCAACCAAAGGAACAGCAACCUGUGUGUGCAGCAGUAAAACAGCAUCCGCCAAAGAACAGGUGUUUCGCCAUGCUGAAAUCCACCCUAGCAUUUGUUCUGCUGACAGCAAUAGGUAUCGUUUCAUACUGGUGGGCAACAGAAGAUCUGGAGUGGAGUCACGGACAUGACACCUCAAUGCUAUGAAAACAAUAAGGAUGAAUAGUAUCCACAGAUAUUUAACCUGGUACCUUUUUUGUAUAGGUGUUCAUAAGGAGCAAGAGAUGUUCUCUAAAUGUUAUAUGUGAUUUAUUAAAGUUUGUAAAACAGGCAGCAGACAAAAAUCUAUUUAAAUCUGACCAACUUUAUUUGCUGUAACAUUGCAGACUUCCAACAUGCUCUACAAAAACCCUUUUGAAUAGUACAAAAAGAUCUUUUUUUCGUCUCACCACAAAGUAACAACUCGGGCAUGUUUUUUUUGUCAUCAGUUUGGGCAUCAAGGGAAAGAUUUUAGCUGAAUGCAAGAAUGUUUUUAUAAUUUAUUUCCUCUACUGGCAUAGAAUCCUGUAUUGCCAUUAUCAAUUGAGUCAAAUUCCUCUAAACAUGCCAUGCAUUUAGUGUACUCAUUUAUACUUUAACAAAAAUAUUUUGGGGGUCUUUAAUAAAGCAGUAUGAGUAGUCGUGCCAUUAAAAAAGAGCCAAUAUCUAUCUCAUGUGGAUUGAAGCUGUGAUACGUUUCUUGCUCCUGCACUGCCAAUUCACACCAAUAGCUCUCCAUAGCUUCAUCUUCUUUAAAGAUUUACAUAUAUGUUCAAGCUAAUAAUGUUGCUUUUGCCUCAUGUGGAAUGUUGGUAUACAUCACAAGCUGCCAAUUAAUGCCUACGCCUGUUAACCAUUACAUUUUACAGUUUUUUUAAACAAUAAAUAUCACAAAUGUAGUUGUUAAUUAAUUAACCUUCGAUGAAAUAUUAACCACAUUGGAAUUUCCAAAGGCAUGGUGAUGCUUAUGGACUCUCAAGUUAAUGAUUAUAAUAAACAUUUAAUUGAAUGUAAAAUGUAAACAUUUGUAUUGUAAAAACUCCUGUAAAUGUAUCAAUAAAAAUAAAGUUCAUGCUAAGUUUAUAAAUAUAUUGCAGAUGGAAGUAAAAAUGUGUAAAUGUAAAUCGUGCUCAGAAGUGCUCUCUCUGCAUCUUUGGUUGGGGUCAUCUUUUGUUGUUGUUGUUGUUGUUUUAUUUUCUUUUUUGUUUAAAAGCAACAGUUUCCAUUAAAUAUGUCACACAAUUUCAUACAUUGCUGUUAUGUAUGUUUAUCAUUACAGUCCCUUAUGUUUUUCUAUAAAAGAAAUAAAAAAUAAAUUAAAUAAGAGCAAAA
Silurus meridionalis is the source of this 3599-nucleotide messenger RNA. RefSeq names its product dentin sialophosphoprotein. NCBI's taxonomy places the organism in Eukaryota, Metazoa, Chordata, Actinopteri, Siluriformes, Siluridae. The record is from RefSeq and is a predicted model, not a curated record. The transcript is spliced from 6 exons. Bases 351 to 2435 code for a protein of 694 amino acids.